Zingiber officinale is the source of this 2328-nucleotide messenger RNA. RefSeq names its product zinc finger MYM-type protein 1-like. The coding region runs from base 1 to 2328 and encodes 775 amino acids. NCBI's taxonomy places the organism in Eukaryota, Viridiplantae, Streptophyta, Magnoliopsida, Zingiberales, Zingiberaceae. The transcript has 2 exons. Gene Ontology annotation, molecular function: protein dimerization activity. The record is from RefSeq and is a predicted model, not a curated record.
AUGCCUCCCAAGUACAUGUCUGGAUAUCAAAAGAAGAAAAGAAAGCUGAGAAUAGAAUCAUUAAUUCAAAGUCAAGCUGGAGAUAUCAAUAAGUACUUUACUCCCAAUCUUGUAGAGAGUAAAAAUGUGGCUGAAAAUUUGUUGAAUAACGAAGAGGAUAUGGGAUUAAAUGAUGAUGAUAAAGUGCUUGAACCUGUCAAUAUGGAUGAAAUGGUUAACAAUAAUAAUGAAGAGAUUCUUGAAUCUCUCAUUGUAGAUGAAUCUGAUUUUUUUGAGAAAGAUGAUGAGCAAGUUCAACAUGAAACUUUAAGUCAAGAGACUUGUUUUGAUGAUCCAGGAAAGUGGGAUAAUAUUGAUAAAAAAAUUAGAGACUUUUUAGUGGAGAGAGGUCCAAAAAGAGAUGCUUGUACGUUGUUUCCAAAAGAUAGUACCAACAGACAUUUUAAUGUAUUGCAUUAUAAAAGAAUUUUGUCAAACGGGGAGGAAAAUGAUAGAAGAUGGCUAUUAUAUUCAAUUUCUUUGGACAAAAUUUUUUGCUUUUGUUGUAAACUGUUCAAAAAGCAAAAGCAUAAGAUUGGUACUCAGUUAGCUAAUGAAGGAUACAACGACUGGCAUAAUUUGAGUCAUUGUCUUACAUCCCAUGAAGCGAGUAAGGAACAUAUGGAGUGUAUGACUGAUUGGCUUGAAUUAGAAAGAAGGUUGCAAAAGAAUCAGACAAUUGAUGCAAGAGCACAAGUACAAUUGAACAAAGAAAAAGAACACUGGAAACAUGUGUUACAUAGGAUAAUUGCUAUUGUGCAAAGACUAGCAAAAAAUAACUUGGCCUUUAGAGGAAGUUGUGAGAAGCUUUAUGUUGAAAACAAUGGUCUCUUUCUGCAAAUGGUUGAAAUGAUUGCUGAGUUUGAUCCAAUAAUGAAUGAGCACCUUCGGCGUAUUAAAGACCAUGAAACUUAUACUACAUAUCUUGGUAGCAGAAUUCAAAAUGAAUUGAUAGAAAUGUUGGCAGGUGAGGUAAGAAAGAAAUUACUUGCAAAAGUCAAAAAGGCAAAAUACUUUUCAGUUAUCUUAGAUUGUACUCCAGAUAUUAGUCAUAAGGAGCAAAUGUCUCUUGUCAUACGGUGUUUGGAUGAGUCAGAAAAUUCAAUAAAAGUGAAAGAAUAUUGGAUAGAAUUUUUAGAGGUGGAUGACACUUCUGGGCUUGGACUUUUUACACAUCUUAAGGAUGCUUUAAUCCAUCUUGAGCUUGAUAUUGAUGAUAUACGAGGUCAAGGAUAUGACAACGGAUCUAACAUGAAAGGAAAACACAAAGGUGUACAAAGAAGGUUGCUUGAAAUAAAUCCCAGAGCCUUUUAUACUCCUUGUGGUUGUCAUAGCCUUAAUUUGGCAUUAUGUGAUAUGGUGAACUGUUGUCCUCAAGCUAUGUCAUUUUUUGGAGUAAUACAACGCAUUUAUACAUUAUUCUCCUCUUCUACGAAGAGAUGGAGAAAUUUUAAAGAUCAUGUAAAGGGUUUGACAGUUAAGCCAUUGUCACAAACACGCUGGGAAAGUCAUGUUGAGAGCGUGAAACCUAUAAAAGAACAAACUGCCCAAAUUAGAGAUGCUUUACUUGACUUAACAAAUGAUACUGAAGAUCCCAAAACAAAAAGUGAAGCAGAGUCCUUGGCAUUAUAUGAACUUGAGAAGUUUGAAUUCUUACUUGGUGUGCGAGUUGUUAGUAGAAAAAAACAAUUUGAAGAAAGUAGUAGUACAGAAAUAGCAUUGUCAGCAGAGGAGUCCUUCAGAGUUAACUACUUUCUCUUUAUAGUUGAUCAAGCUCAUUCAUCUAUUGAGUCUCGAUUUGCACAAUUUAAAAAAUAUCAAGAAAUAUUUGGUUUUCUAUUCAAUGUGGAGAGGUUACAAUGUUCUGAUGAUGAAAGCUUGUUGAGGUCUUGCAAGAAUCUUGAAAGUUCUCUUGCACAUAAUGGUUAUUCUGACGUUAAUGGAGAUGAUUUGUUUUCAGAGUUAACAUUUUUAAAGUGCUCUUUACCAGAGGAAUCGAAAUCAGCUAUUGAUGUAUUAGAUUAUUUGAAAAAGAUGGAUGGUUGUUUUCCAAAUGCUCAUGUUGCUUACAAAAUCUUGCUGACAAUACCAGUUACAGUAGCAAGUGCAGAAAGAAGUUUCUCAAAGUUGAAGCUUAUCAAAACUUUUCUUCGAUCGACCAUGUCACAAGAAAGAUUGAAUGGGCUAGCUAUGUUAUCAAUUGAAAAAGAAAUUAUUGAACAACUUGAUUAUACAGACUUGAUUAAUAUUUUUGCCGCCAAAACUGUAAGGCGGGUUGUCUUUAAUUGA